Nelumbo nucifera (sacred lotus) is the source of this 3246-nucleotide messenger RNA. Its product is annotated as DNA topoisomerase 1 alpha-like. The record is from RefSeq and is a predicted model, not a curated record. Gene Ontology annotation, biological process: DNA replication; chromosome segregation; DNA topological change. Gene Ontology annotation, molecular function: DNA binding; DNA topoisomerase type I (single strand cut, ATP-independent) activity. Gene Ontology annotation, cellular component: chromosome; nucleolus. NCBI's taxonomy places the organism in Eukaryota, Viridiplantae, Streptophyta, Magnoliopsida, Proteales, Nelumbonaceae.
ACACCUCAGGCAAUGGAGAGGAAGAACAGAGGGUGAGAGACAGAGGAAUCAAAAGAAGAGAAGCAGUAGGAGAGGAAAGGAUAGGGAACCGAUAUUGAGAAAAUGGUCUCUCUUCCUCACUGCUGAGAUUUUUCUUUCAAUGCAACUCUAUUAUAUGCCGAAAAUGAUAUGAUAUAAAUGCCAACACACUGCAAAGUGGGAUGAUGGCUGUUGAUGCUUGUAUCAAACCAAAAUUUUUUGAUGAUGGUGAUGAUGACGAGGGGCCUAUCAUUUUUAAAAGGAACAAUGCAUCAUCUAAGAAAAACCAACUAAACAAAGAGUUAAAGAAGGUAUCAUCUCGAAAGCGUGAUGGAUCAUCAGGGAAGUGUGUCUCUGAUUCGUUUUCUCCAAAUGGUCAAAACUCAAGCUUGCAAAAGGGUAAGGCAGUUCAAUCUUCAAAGGCAUCAACAGGGAAGUCAACUGAAACAAGUUCAAAGGCAUCGACUUCAAUAACUGAUAAGUUAAAAUGUUCUCCACAAAAGAAUUCAUCUAUUGAUAAUAUGGAGAAGCAAUUGAAGAAACCUUGCAAUGAGCCAUAUACAGAUUCUGUUGAUUCAGAUGAUGAUAAGCCAUUGAGCAUUAGACUUCCAACUUCUGCAUCACUAUUAAAGUGCAAGUCAUCACCUGUUUCAAAGGGUCUCAGUUCACCUGUUGCUAGUUCAUCACAAUCAGAAAAGACAAACGUCACCAAUAAGAAAUCUUCUGAAGAUUCAGAAGAUGAGCUACCAUUGUCAUUGAAGUUGAAGUUGAAGCCAAGUGUGGGGCUAUCUGGUAAGAAGUUCUAUGACUCUGGUGAAGAGAAACCUUUAGUUUCCAAGCUCCAGCAAAAUGGUUCCAGCAAGAGAGAUAAUGAGCCUUUGAAGUCCCCCAAAAAUUUGAACAAGAGACCUCUGAGUGGUGCCAAUUCAUCUGGUCAGUCAUUAGUUAAAAAGCUGAAAGUUUCAGAGGUGUCUGUUCCUACCAAAGUUAAGCAAACAUCUAUAAAAUCGGAGCCAAAAGAAGAAGAUGAAGAUGAUAUUCCUAUUUCUCAGAGAUUGAAGAAGUCAGCUUCUUCGGAUGAUAAAUCAUUAUCCUUGAAGAAAACCACAAAAGUUGUUUCUUCCUCAUUCAAGAAAACAACCAAUAAGUUGAAGAAGGCUGCAAAGAACUCUAAAUAUUCUAAGUCAACAAAAAUGCCACCUAGCUCUGGUGAAGGGCAAAAGUGGACUACCUUGGAACACAAUGGUGUCAUCUUCCCUCCUCUGUACAAGCCACAUGGGGUUAAGAUGCUCUAUAAUGGGAAACCUGUAGAUUUGACUCCUGAACAGGAAGAGGUUGCAACAAUGUUUGCAGUUAUGAAAGAUACAGAUUAUGCAACCAAAUCGAGAUUUAUAGAGAAUUUCAUGAAUGAUUGGAGAACAAUACUUGGUAAAAACCAUGUAAUUAAGAAAUUUGAGCUCUGUGAUUUCACACCUAUUUAUGAAUGGCAUCAGAGGGAAAAAGAGAAGAAGAAGCAAAUGAGUGCUGAGGAAAAGAAGGCAUUGAAAGAAGAGAAGCUAAAACAAGAGGAGAAGUACAUGUGGGCUAUUGUUGAUGGCGUUAAAGAAAAGGUUGGAAAUUUCAGAGUUGAACCGCCUGGGCUAUUUCGUGGCAGGGGAGAGCACCCAAAGAUGGGAAAGCUGAAAAAACGCAUACAUCCAAGUGAUAUCACUAUAAAUAUCGGAAAGGGUGCUCCAAUUCCUGAAUGUCCAAUUCCUGGUGAAAGAUGGAAAGAAGUAAGGCAUGAUAACACUGUUACGUGGUUAGCAUUUUGGAAUGAUCCAAUCAAUCCAAAAGAAUUCAAAUAUGUCUUCUUGGCAGCUAGCAGUUCCUUGAAGGGGCAAAGUGACAAGGAGAAGUAUGAGAAAGCAAGAUUACUGAAGGAUUACAUUAAAGACAUCAGAGCAAAUUACACCAGAGAUUUUGUGAGCAAAGACAUCACCAAGCGGCAAAUAGCUGUUGCCACUUAUCUUAUUGAUAAGCUUGCUCUAAGGGCAGGCAAUGAGAAGGAUGAUGAUGAGGCUGAUACAGUUGGCUGCUGUACACUGAAGGUGGAAAAUGUUGAGUUAGUCCCUCCAAACAAGUUACAAUUUGACUUCCUUGGUAAAGAUUCCAUUAGAUAUUUCAACACUGUUGAAGUUGAACUUGCUGUGUAUAAAGCAAUUGGACAAUUUAAGAAUGGAAAAGAAGAUGGGGAGGAUCUUUUUGACAGCUUGGAUACCAGUAAACUGAAUGCUCAUUUGAAGGAACUCAUGCCUGGUCUUACAGCUAAAGUUUUUCGUACAUACAAUGCAUCAAUCACUUUGGAUGAGAUGUUGAACAGAGAGAGUAAGGGUGGUGAUGUUGCAGAAAAAAUUGCUGUGUAUCAACAUGCAAACAAAGAGGUUGCAAUUAUAUGUAACCAUCAACGUAGUGUGUCAAAAUCCCACAGUGCACAAAUGCAUAGGUUGGAUGAUAAGAUCAAGGAACUAAAGGAUGCAUUGGACGAACUCAAAACAGAUUUGGCUAGAGCAAAGAAAGGGAAACCCCCUUUGAAGGGUGCUGAUGGGAAGCCUAAGAGGAACUUAACCCCUGAAGCGUUAGAGAAGAAGAUUGCUCAGGCAAAUGCUAAGAUUGAGAAAAUGGAACGGGACAAACAGAUCAAAGAGGAUCUUAAGACUGUAGCAUUGGGUACGUCAAAAAUAAACUAUCUUGAUCCAAGGAUAUCAGUGGCAUGGUGCAAACGCCAUGAAGUUCCUAUUGAGAAGAUAUUCAACAAAUCUCUUCUGGCAAAGUUUGCUUGGGCAAUGGACGUUGAUCCUGACUUCAGAUUCUGAUGUUUCGAUACUUGUUGCCCCAGAUUUUUCCAGGACAGCCCACACUUUUACCAUUGAGUUGUUCACAAUUGUCUUUUUUUUUUUUUCUUUUAUCUAUAUAUUUUUUAGUUAGAUAUCAAUGUACUCAUGUUGUAUGUGGCAUAUUACCUGUGGGUGUGAUUUGCCCCCCCCCCCCCCCCUCCUCCCUUCUUACGGGGCGACGAGAAAAGAACAAGGCAAAAGUUGUCUGUUGAAAUUUGUCAUUUCAACUGUGUAUUACCAUCCUUAGAGAUGUGCCAUGGACACUGAUUUACUGAAGACGUUUGAACACAGCAAACCUUUGUUUGCCUGUUGAAAUCUACCCUUGUUUAAAGUUAACAUUAUCAUCAUUUCA